Molecule: messenger RNA, 3580 nt
Organism: Tachysurus vachellii
Lineage: Eukaryota; Metazoa; Chordata; Actinopteri; Siluriformes; Bagridae
Gene: lamc2
Product: laminin, gamma 2
Exons: 22
Coding region: 99-3437 (1112 amino acids)
Source: RefSeq, a predicted model, not a curated record
ACUGAGUGAAGACGCAGCAAAACAAGUCGCGCGCGCCGAAACGUUUUCAUUCCCCUACAACGCUCACAACACCGGGAUUUACUCUUAGUGUCUGGACUAUGAAGAGCGCUUGGAUCUUUCUGUGUGCGGUCUGCGCCUGGUAUCCAGUUCACGGAACAUAUCGACCCUCGAGCUGCACAUGUAACGGAAAGGCUCUGUACUGCGUGAGAGACUACUUGGGCCUGCGCUGUGCGAACUGCCAAGACAACACUGAAGGCAGGCACUGUGAGAGCUGUAAAGAAGGAUUCUACCACCAGAAGGCAGGAGAGAACUGCCUGCCCUGCGACUGCAAUCCUUUAGGCUCUGAGGGCAGAGGAUGUGACGAUCAGGGGCAGUGUGUGUGUAAGCGAGGUGUGCAGGGGACUCAGUGUGACCGCUGCGCUGACGGAUCUUCGAUCAAGGCCAGCGGUUGUGAGCAGCUGCAGCAGAAAACCUGUUUCUGUAACGGUCAUUCGAACGAGUGUUCCACAGCACAAGGUUACUCAGUGUUCAACAUCGUCUCAACAUUUGACCAAGGGAUGGAGGGCUGGAGAGUUGUCACCGCUCCGAGCGUGAGUCCUUCCCAGGUGCAAUACCGCUGGUCUCCAGCGCACCACAGCGUCGAGGUUGUCUCUACAGAUGUGCUGCCUGUUUACCUUUCUGCUCCAGCUCGGUAUCUAGGCAACCAGGCUUUGAGCUAUGGUCAGACGCUGUCUUUCGUCCUCUAUCUCCACCGAGGAGUUCGCUAUCCCUCCGCCUCAGACGUUGUGUUAGAAGGAGCUGGACUGAAGGUUGCUGCUCCGCUGGGAAACAUGAGGACUGUCAUCCCAUGUGGAAAGAAAAUCACCUACACUUUCAGCCUGGAUGAACAACCCAGCAGCAGAUGGAAUCCCCAGCUCUCAGCACCAGAUUUUCAGACCCUACUGAGUAACCUUACAGCCAUCAAGAUCCGAGUCACGUUCGGGGAAGAAGGACGUGGUCGUCUGGAUGACGUCACCCUAGUCUCUGCUCGUUUGGGUCCUGGCUUUCCUGCGUCCUGGGUGGAGGAGUGCCGUUGUCCUGCAGGUUACGAAGGACAGUUCUGUGAGCGAUGUGCUGCGGGCUAUAAAAGACGUUUCCCUGGACAGGGUGUUCGUAGCCAGUGCGAGCCAUGUCACUGUCAGGGAGGAAGCUGCGAUCCUGAAACAGGGGACUGCUACUCGGCUGACGAGACUCCUAAUGGACAAGCCUGUGAUACUGGGUACUACAGUGACCCUGAGGUUCCUGGAGCCUGCAAGAAGUGCACAUGCCCCAUUGGCUUCAUCUGCUCGCUCACAGCAGGGACCCUGAAUGUAAAGUGUAAAUGCCCACCUGGGACCACAGGCUCUCGGUGCCAAAAAUGCUCUGACGGUUUCUAUGGCGAUCCUCUGGGAGAGAGCGACGUUCAGAGACCCUGCCAGCGCUGCCACUGUAACGGACACUUGGACUUACAUGUCGCUGGCAACUGUGACCGCUUGACAGGGGAGUGUUUCAAAUGCACAAACCACACCACGGGCUUUCAGUGCGAGAAGUGUCUGGAAGGAUUCUUCCACAGCAAAGCCGGCUAUGGAUGCCAAGCUUGUAACUGCAACCCAAAGGGAUCGAUCGCCAGCUCCUGCAACGAGCAAGGCCAGUGCAAGUGUAAAGAGGGUUUCGAGGGGCAAAAGUGCAUCAAAUCCGUGUGCCCAUCAUGCUUCGACCCUGUUAAGAACAAGAUUGGGAAGUUUGUGAAGAAGCUGCAGCAGGUGGAAGAUCUUUUUAACAGUGUGGAGACUGAUGGUGCAGACAUCAGCGCGAUGGAGAAAGCUAUCAGAGAUGCUGAGGAAAUGGUCAAGAUGGUGGAAAGUGAAGCAGACUUACUGAUCGAGGCAGAGAAGAGUCUUCAUGACCAGCUGUUAUCCAUUAGCAGCAGUCACUUGAAGGGCGAGGGCAAAAUUCAGGACAUCUCAAAGAUCGUAAAGAGCGUUGUCCGGCAGGAGCAGCAUUAUCAGAGAGAAGUGGCUGACAUCCAGAAACUCUUUGCCGUUAUUAGGCAACAUCUGGAAAAGGCCAAGCGGGACAUCCAAUCAAUUGAACUCCCCCUGGGUGAUGCGGUACCAGGUACAAACAUCGUGUCCCAUUUGGUCCAGAAAGCAAGUGAUCUCGCUGAGAAGCACACGGGUGAGGCAGCAUCAGUGGAGGAAACAGCGAAGAACUCUCUUCUCGAAGCGGAGAAAGCUUUGGCUCUCAUGCGCACUGUCAUCAGUGGAGAAAACAAAGUCACAGAGCAAAUUAACGGCCUCAGGUCUCAGUACGAGAAAGACAUAUCCCAGGUGAAAGCCAUGGACAAGCAAGCGGAUCGUCUGAUUAAAGCGGCUGAGACGGAAAGCACACUGGCGUUGGAUAUGCUGAAACAAAUAUCUGACCUGGAGGAAAGCCUUCCAAAGGCCCCAAAGGACAUCACCAGCCUGGCUGACACACUGGAUGGUCUGAAGAAGUCAUUUCGGGGUAACGUGUCUGGGUUUCUGGAGCUGCAUAAACAGGCUGGCGAUGAUCAGAAAGAGGCAGUGGAGCUAAUGGAUCAGCUCAAAACUGCUCAGCGGGUCCAGGAUAAUCUGCUAGGUAGGGCAAAUGUUGCCAAAGCAGAUGCAGACAAAGCCCUGAAGCUCUUUAACAGUCUGGGCAGUGUGGAUGAGGCUCUGGAGAAACUCAAAGGAUUUGAAGCUCAGAUCGACAGUAGUAAGGCUUUGGCUGACGAAGCCCUUAGUAGACUGCCCAUAAUUAGCGGCAUCAUUGGGAAAGCCGUGACCAACAACGACAAGACUCAGGACAUUCUGGACCAGAUGGGAGGCUACAGUGAUUCUCUAGCCACUCUCAACAAGUUAAACAUCUCUCUGGACAAUUUAGAGAAAUUAUACAGUUCCCUGCCUUCCUCGUCAAAUCUUUUAAAAACGGCUACGAUGCUGAAGGGAGAUGUGGAAGGGCUAAAUAACCAAGUCAACUUGACCAGGAAUAAACUGACCGAAGAGAAAGCGAAUGCAGAGAGAGAGCGGGAGCUAGCUGAGGAGGUUAAUUUGGAGGCCAGUGGAGCGUAUAUUAAUGCAAAUAACACAAGAGAUGCUGUCGGAGAUGCUUUGAAGAACAUUAAUAACCUUCUAGGAUUGCUCGGUACACCAACAGCUAUAGAUGAAAAGAAGGUGACAGAUCUGGAGAACGCUAUAGCCUCAAACCGUAGACGUGUGGAGACUGAGCUCAGGCCCAGACUCAGAGAGCUGGAAGACAAAGAGGCUAAGCAAAGAGCAGCCAUCGCACGCAUGAUCAACGACAUCGACACCAUCCUGUCUGAUAUUGAUAACCUUGAGCACAUUCAGCGAACCAUUCCAGAUGGCUGCUUUAACUCACCGCCCAUCGAGAGGCCUUAGUAGCAUAAUGUAAGAAAAGGACUACAGAAAAUGCAUCAGAGACAUUUUUUAAUCAGUCACAAUUUAAUAUUUAAUGUGCUUUUUUUUUUUUUGUGAGUGUGUAUUUUUUACCGGAACGUUUGUAAGUUUGUUUGUCGCUCUUA